GUGAGACUGCAGUCGUCCUUCAGCAGCUUGUUUCAAGCGUCGUUCGGAUUGAUCGAAAUGAGCGACUUCGUUGCCGUGACUGAUGUCGAGUCUCUAAUCGGAAGGGUUAUAAUGAGUCUUUGGCUACUGAUCGGUGUGAUUGUACUCGUCAAUCUCUUGGUGGCAAUGGUGACCAACGCAUUUCAAAAAGUUCAAGAUCAUUCGGAUGUCGAGUGGAAGUUUGCAAGAGCAACGCUCUUGUUCGAAGUCAGAACGUCUCCGAUAUUCGUGCCGCCCUUUAAUAUUUUCUAUUACGCUGCUGUUCUUGUCGCUCAAUGCUUGACAUGUUGCUCUAGAAGACACGAGGGUACUUUGUAUACUGACGCUAUUCCCGAGGACAACGUCCUAGAGCUGGCACCGUUGGCACGUUCAACGAACGACGUCAGUGAUGCAGAUAAGAAAGCCUUGCUGAACUUUCUACGACAAACAGAGAAGGAACAAUCCCACGACCAUCUAACCACAGUUCGAGAUUUACAGAGAUUGGAGGAGAAACUUGAUGCCGUACAGAAGAUUCUGUCGACAUUUUGUUCAUAUUCGGUCACGUGUCCUCAUUGUCAUCAAUUGGUGUCCGUACGAGACGACGCAAAGUUAGGUGAAAGCAGCGUGUAGAGAAACG
Messenger RNA from Corticium candelabrum, 655 nucleotides. Its product is annotated as transient receptor potential cation channel subfamily M member 2-like. Gene Ontology annotation, molecular function: calcium channel activity. The record is from RefSeq and is a predicted model, not a curated record. Gene Ontology annotation, cellular component: plasma membrane. Lineage: Eukaryota; Metazoa; Porifera; Homoscleromorpha; Homosclerophorida; Plakinidae. The transcript is spliced from 6 exons. Bases 58 to 648 code for a protein of 196 amino acids. Gene Ontology annotation, biological process: calcium ion transmembrane transport.